This is a messenger RNA of Paramacrobiotus metropolitanus, 1218 nucleotides long. Its product is annotated as 60S acidic ribosomal protein P0-like. The transcript has 7 exons. Gene Ontology annotation, molecular function: large ribosomal subunit rRNA binding; structural constituent of ribosome. The record is from RefSeq and is a predicted model, not a curated record. Gene Ontology annotation, biological process: cytoplasmic translation; ribosome biogenesis; ribosomal large subunit assembly. NCBI's taxonomy places the organism in Eukaryota, Metazoa, Tardigrada, Eutardigrada, Parachela, Macrobiotidae. Gene Ontology annotation, cellular component: cytosolic large ribosomal subunit. Bases 189 to 1160 code for a protein of 323 amino acids.
GAGAACCAGUCAAGCAUCUGCUGCAUAACGUAAACGAAACCGGCAGUGCCAUCGUGUUAUUUCCGAGGCAUUUCAAUAAUUUCAUUUACGCAGUAACAAUUUUGAAAUUCUCCAAUUCUUUGAAAAUUUUCGGACAUCUUUAAUUUUGUUGUGGUCUUUAAACCUUCGGGCAAUCUUGCACUACUAAGAUGGUGCGAGAAGACCGCACAUCGUGGAAAGCCAAGUACUUCACUAAGAUCGCGGAGUUGUUCGAGGAGUACCCGAAAUGCUUCGUGGUCGGUGUGGACAAUGUGGGAUCCAAGCAGAUGCAGCAGAUCCGUACAUCGCUGCGAGGACAUGCCGUCGUCCUCAACGGAAAGAACACCAUGAUCCGUAAAGCUCUGCGCGGCAAACUGGAGGCAAAUCCCGGUCUUGAAAAACUUUUGCCGCAUGUUAAGGAAAACAUCGGCUUCGUCUUCACGAAAGGCGAUUUAGCGGAGAUCCGCGAUCUGCUGUUGCAGAAUAAGGUUGCCGCCCCGGCGAAAGCUGGCGCUUUGGCACCCGUCGAUGUCCGAGUGCCGCCCCAGAAUACCGGGUUGGGCCCGGAAAAAACAUCUUUCUUCCAGGCUCUGCAAAUUCCCACGAAGAUCGCUAAGGGUACCAUCGAAAUUUUGACUGAAGUCCAUCUAAUCAAGCAAGGCGACAAAGUGGGAGCUUCGGAAGCUACCUUGUUGAACAUGUUGAAAAUCUUCCCAUUUUCCUAUGGUUUGAUUGUUCGACAAGUGUACGACAACGGCAGCACAUACGAGCCGGGAAUUCUUGACAUCACGCCGGAGGUCCUGCGUGCGAAAUUCAUGGAGGGAGUUUCGCACAUCGCGGCUUUGAGUUUGGGUGUGGGAUACCCGACUAAAGUUUCGGCGCCCCAUUCGAUUCUUAACGGCUUCAAGAACCUCGUGGCCGUUGCUGCUGAAAGCGAUCUAUCUUUCAAGCAGGCGGAGAAGAUGUUGGAGAUCCUUAAGGAUCCUGCCAAGUUCGCUGCUGCUUCCGCUGCAGCGGCUGCAUCUUCGAAGCCAGCCGCAGCUCCGGCCGCAGCUGCUGCUAAGGAAGAAAAGAAAGCCCCGGCGAAAGAAGAAAAGGAGGAAGAAGAAGACGAUGGUGGUUUUGGUGGUCUAUUCGAUUAAAUUGUGUAGACGACAAAACUUGCGUGUUGGAAAAUUAAAAAUAAAGACUUUUUAUGUG